This is a messenger RNA of Ambispora gerdemannii, 197 nucleotides long. The record is from the annotation of a GenBank genome assembly. NCBI's taxonomy places the organism in Eukaryota, Fungi, Glomeromycota, Glomeromycetes, Archaeosporales, Ambisporaceae.
UGUACAAAGGAAACAACACGUGCGAAAACAACGGCUUAGAAAUUAUUGCCAAAAAUGAGGCUACUGGAUCCACUGAGAGCAUCAAAUACAAUAAUUCCGCGUUUGAUAGGCGAGAUGAGAUUAAGAAAAGGAGUCAUCCACUUGGAAGCAAGUACAAUUCACCUAUAUUCAGUAUCAGUCUCUCAGCGUUCUUGUGA